Molecule: messenger RNA, 420 nt
Organism: Phycomyces blakesleeanus NRRL 1555(-)
Lineage: Eukaryota; Fungi; Mucoromycota; Mucoromycetes; Mucorales; Phycomycetaceae
Exons: 2
Coding region: 1-420 (139 amino acids)
Source: RefSeq, a predicted model, not a curated record
AUGUGUUUAAGUGAGGGUGACCAAUAUUGUAGACAUGUUUUCCCACCAAUGAAACCUGAAAAGUUUUAUACCAACAUUAGAGCUUUCAAUAAUGCUUUUGCAUUUGCUUUGAUCAAGGCAAAUGUUGAUGAAAAUUUAGCCAGUAGAAGAAAUGAUGUUUUCACAUUCUGUGUAAAUGGUACAAUGUACCAUAAUAUUGGCUCACUUCGUUCUCAAGAUCCUACUACUGCAGGAUUUUCACAGAUUUCUUUUUGGAAUACAAACAAACAACUAGCAAGGCGUUCAACCUUAUUUUCUGGAUUGAAUCCUUCAACAAUCAAAACCAUUCAAAAUUCAAUCAAUUUGUGCAAUCCUUAUGCACACACUCUUAAGUCUGAUGUGGUGAUCCAGACACUCGGAUGUUGGAUUUAUCACAUAUAA